CAUAAGCUGACACUCACAAAACCAUUGUAAUGCUCAUAAACGUUUGCAGUGGCAUGCAUGCAUGGCCCAUUUCAUGUAAUUAAGGUAUCGAUUGAUGAUUGAUGUUUCCAAGCUUACUCAUACAAGGAUGGGAUCGAAUUGUCAGACAUGAAGUUCGAAGCUUCUGAUUUCUUGGUUUUCAAGCUCGUGCGCCCGGAACCGCUCGAACUUGUGUCCUAUUGGCCUGACUUGCUGCGAGAGGAAGAUAAGCUGCUCCGACUCUGCUAAUUCACUACUGCAUUAGGACGACAGUCGAAUCGUCCUGAUUAGAUGGAAGACGAUAUUGCACAUCACAUCAGCAGCUUCUUCCACCCCGCAGCUCCCCAUUUCUUCAAGAUAGUCCUCCAGGAGACGAUUCGAACAGGAAAACUUGUCGUUCCGAAGAAAUUUGUUAGGAAAUAUGGGAAAGACCUGUCUGUGUCGAGCGUUGUGCUCCUCAAGGUCCCGAGCGGGGAUGCCUGGGAAGUGGAGCUAAGGAAAGGAGACACUGACGUCUGGUUGCAAAAGGGGUGGCUGGAUUUUGCGAACUUCUAUUCCAUAAAACACGGGCACUUCCUUGUUUUCAAGUAUGAGGCAGGGAGCUCUAAUGUAUUCAAUGUGUUUGUGUUCGACAAGAGUGCUACGGAGAUUGAAUACCCAGUGAGAUCUAAGGUAACAUUAUCUUCGAUCAAGGUGGAGAACAUCGAUGAAGACAGUGAUAACAUUCCAGUCAAAAAGAGGAACACGCGGCCUAUUUCGGGUAUUAUGACGAGAAGUAGGACCAGACUGACUGGUCAUUCAAGGAUGCCGGAAAAUGGGCGGCGAGGUCCGCUCAGAGGGAAAGAAAAACUUAAAGCGCUCGAAAGAGCAAAAUCUUUCAAAUCUUCAAAUCCCUAUUUUCCGGUGGUGAUGCAGCCUUAUUACGUGCACCGAUCCUAUAGUGUGUAUGUGCCGGGAAAUUUUCUACAAAGAUACAUGGGCCAACAGAAGAAUGGUCAAAUGAAACUUCACGUUUCUGGAGGCAAAACAUGGACCGUCACAUAUAGAAUUUCAGCAUAUAGAAGCCAAAUAAGGGGCAAAAUAUAUAAUGGUUGGAAGGCGUUCGUGGUCGACAACAGCAUUGUGUUGGGGGACAUCUGCGUCUUCGAACUGAUCAGAGGGCUCAGAAAUGUAUCAUUUAAGAUUUCCAUCUUCAGAGCACCUCAAGUGGCCACAAAUUCCUGCAUUUUACAAUCACAAGGCGAGAAAAAAUUAAAUUGCUUUUUUUUUUUUUUGCGUGUGGUUUUUGUUAUUUUUAGCAUGUCUAUGUCAUUACUCUCUAUAAUACUUAAGGACAAAGUAAUUAGUUUUUCUUUUAGGGUGCCAGUCCAAAAAAAAUUAAUAGCAUCUGGAGGUGGAGCUACUCGAUCCAAGCUUGAGUGGUGCUCAGGAGCUGCAGCUGAGGAUAGAGGGAACAAUUCUUCUUUGGAUGUGACCAAAGCGAAGGAACGGCAGAAGAUUGUGCAAGAUUUUGAGUUUCAACCUGUCAAUGGAUUUGUUCCUGGGCAACAUCCGGUCUUCCAAAUGGUCAUGACAAAGGGCUGUCUCUCGAAAGGGUAUCUGAAAAUAGCCACUACGUUCAUGAAGGAGAAUAUAGACCUGAAACACAAGAAACAGAGGGUGACUCUUAAGGCUGAUCAUGAGGACAGAUCGUGGACGAUAACGCUGAUUACCGGCCUCAAUCCUCGUCCUUGGGCUAUGUUCAGUGGUGGGUUCAUGGCGUUCUUGAAAGAGAACUCUCUGAAAGCGGGAGAUGUCUGCACUUUUGAGCUCAUUGGAAGGGCAGAAAUGGUGUUCAGAGUUUCUAUCAGCAGAGUCAAACAGUAGCAAAAAGAUUACGCAAGGGAGAAGGAUAGUGUGAUGUUGCGGCAUAUGGAAUGAUGCUCUAGAACGUAUUUUGUGCCGGCUAGAAUUUUGUUGAGAACUUCAAGUUAAACAUAUUAGGGAGAAGGAUAGUGCGAUGUUGUGGUAUAUGGAAUGAUGCUCUCAGAUGUAUUUUGUACCGGUUAGAAUUUCGUUGAGAACUCCAAGUUAAACAUAUUUAUCCGGAAUUCAACAUUGGA
Punica granatum (pomegranate) is the source of this 2120-nucleotide messenger RNA. NCBI's taxonomy places the organism in Eukaryota, Viridiplantae, Streptophyta, Magnoliopsida, Myrtales, Lythraceae. The record is from RefSeq and is a predicted model, not a curated record.